GCCUUGCAUCGCUCCAUUCGCCAUGUAAUCCCCACUCCAUCUCUCCAUUCCUCUCUCCCUCCCCAUGGCACUAUCCCUCUCCUCCUGCUCGGCCCGGCUCCAAUGUCCUUCUGGCGUAACCCCGUUCCUGGCCCCGUUCCCGACCCCGUCUCCUUCCCUCUGGUCCGGAGAUGGGAGGACUCUGCGGGGCUGUGCCCAACCUCUCCCCGGCACCGCCCCUCGCACGGGCUCCGGCACCGGCUAGGGUUCCUGUGACUCCCGGGUUCCUGUGACUCCCCACGCCGGAUCCCGCUGUCCCCCCGGCCUUCCUCCCGGCCCCGGAAUGAAGGUUCUCCGGCACAAGAUCGAGCUGCUGACAGGGCUGCUGCUGCAGGAGAUGACCAUGGCUGAGCUGCGCUUCACGGAGGAGAAGCCUCUGUUGCGAGGCCAGGAGACUGAGCUGGAGAACUCUGAUGUCUUCCUCUCCGCUGUGGAUUCUGACUGGAAGGAACAUGACAUUGAGACCCCCUAUGGGCUGCUGCAUGUGGUCAUCCGGGGCUCACCCAAGGGGAAUCGGCCAGCUAUCCUGACAUACCAUGACGUGGGCCUCAACUACAAGCUUUGCUUCAACACAUUCUUCAACUAUGAAGACAUGCAGGAAAUCACAAAGCACUUUGUGGUGUGCCACGUGGAUGCACCAGGCCAGCAGGCAGGAGCCUCGCAGUUCCCUCAGGGGUACCAGUACCCAUCCAUGGACCAGCUGGCUGCCAUGUUACCUAGUGUGGUGCAACACUUUGGGUUCAAGUAUGUGAUUGGAAUCGGCGUUGGGGCAGGAGCCUACGUGCUGGCCAAGUUUGCGCUCAUCUUCCCUGACCUGGUUGAAGGGCUGGUCCUCAUGAACAUUGACCCCAACGGCAAGGGCUGGAUUGACUGGGCAGCUACUAAACUCUCUGGCCUCACUAGCACACUGCCAGACAAUGUCCUGUCCCACCUGUUCAGCCAGGAAGAGCUGAUGAACAACACGGAGCUGGUGCAGAGUUAUCGCCAGCAGAUCGGCAGUGUGGUGAACCAGUUCAACCUCCAGCUCUUCCUCAACAUGUACAACAGCCGCAGGGACCUGGACAUUAACCGGCCUGGGACUGUGCCCAAUGCCAAGACACUGCGCUGCCCUGUGAUGCUGGUGGUCGGAGAUAAUGCUCCUGCUGAAGAGGGGGUGGUGGAGUGUAACUCCAAGCUGGAUCCCACCAAUACCACCUUCCUGAAGAUGGCUGACUCUGGUGGGCUGCCCCAGGUCACACAGCCCGGCAAGCUGACCGAAGCCUUCAAGUACUUCCUGCAAGGCAUGGGCUACAUGCCAUCAGCCAGCAUGACCCGCCUGGCACGCUCCCGCACAGCCUCCCUUACCAGCGCCAGCUCGAUGGACGGCACCCGCCCACGUGCCUGCACCCACUCGGAGAGCACCGAGGCCAUGGGGCAGAUCAACCACACCAUGGAGGUAUCAUGCUGAGGUCCAUGCCUGCUGCCGUCGUCUCCUCCAGAGCCGUCUCCUCCAGAGCCAUCUCCUAUCUGUCAGCAUCCCACCAGCACCCACCUGCCACAUGGAUGUCUUCUAUCAGUGCCCUUGCUCCUUCGAGGCUGAUUUGUAUGUUCUUUGCUGUUGGCCUCAUCCCCUUGUCUGGUACCAAAGAAGGAGGGGGGGGGCUUUGCUUCACUGCCUUCCAGCUCUGGCUCCUGGCUUUGCCCAGCAGUUCUGUAUUAGUCCUCACCCUUCCUAGCAUCAGCUUGACCCUGACUUGGGAGGGUGGGUUGCAGGGGUAUGGAACCUGGAUGGAGGAGCAAGGGCUGUGUUCUGAGAUGGGGACAGGAUGGUGGGAGGGGGAAGGGCGGCAGCCUGUGGGCAGGGAAGCAGAAUGUGGAGAGGAUACAGGAAGUAGGUUGGUUCCCUAGGGUCAACUGGUGACUGGCCAAGCCGGAAGAAAGGCAGGGACCACAUAGCCUCACUCACUGGUAGGUCACUGGGCCCUUCCUGAGCACGCACCUACCAUUUCUCUGCUCUGACCCUCCCUGGGAAGAGCUUGCAUGGGAUCCCCCAGCACACUGAGGACUUGCUGCCUCAGAGUUGACAGCAUUGUGAAAAAUUGCACCCCAAACUGUCCCCUCACCCUUGUUGUACCCUUAGAGCACCCUGGGGCAGGGGGAAAGGGUGCCAUUGGGGCAGGAGGGUGGCAUGGAGGUGCCCUGUCUCUGCCCAUGCCCUCACCUGUGGUGGCACUUCCUUGGUCCCUUGUUGCAAGAAGGACAAACCACCACCUGCUUCCAAACCCUUGCUGAGGUGAAGUGGAGCUGUGUGCCCUGGAUUGCUUGUUCCCUGACACAAUGAUGGUUCCAUUGCCAUCUUUUGAGAUGAGACCACCAGGGCUCAGAGACCACUGGGUUUGGGCAUUGUCACAUGGCAAAUCACCCCUCUACUUCUGCCACAGCCUGGUGGUGUCACUGUGGUGGAGCCAUUAGCAAUAAGAUAAGGCAUUGUCCCUCUGGAAUGUUAGGGAGCCCUCUGCACCCUCUGCCCUACCAGGCACUGGCAGUCUGAGGUGACCCAUGGGACAUAGUGAGCACCCCAGUGCCUGGCUUUGCCCUCAGACUGGCUUUACCUACAGAGCUGGUGAAACCCACCAUGGCCACAUCCACACAUUCACAUCCCCAGGAUCUCUUAAGAGCUUGGUUCCCCCUGAGCCACGGGACCCUAUCAGGCCACUGGCUCUGGGUGGAUCCAGCCCCUGCUGCUUGGCAAAAGGAGCUGCGACAAGGCAUAACCCUGCCAUCACUACCCAACCUCUGCUGCCAUCCCCGGCCCACACUGGAGGCAGCAGUGCCCAGCUCCUCUUACACCUGGAUAAGUGAGCCCCAGGCUCUGGGUGCUCAGGUUUGUGUGGAUGGUCUGUGGGUAACCCAAGCAGGGAUCUGUAGGGGACCCACCAGCUUCUCCCGUCUGGGUGACCAGAACCAACCUGCUGGGAUAGGUCCCACCCGGUUCCGCAAAGCAUCCCCCAGACCCUGUCCCAGCAAGGGGCCCAGGGCUCUCAGCAGGUGUUGGAGGGCUUUUGGGUGCCCCACUCCACCCCUCCCAUAUUGAAUGGUCACCCUGAAACACCAGUGUCCCCAUUUGUCCACCCAUUUGUUCUGCUAUGUGCUUCCUUCUUGGUGUGACUCUGAAAGCUACGUAGCUUCUUUUUAUUGUAGAUACCACUGCAAUCUCUCAUUUUCUUAUUGUCCUUCCAGAUAAUAGAUAUUAUAAAUACCUAUACAUGUGCAUAAUAUAUAUAAGGGUUUGUCUGGUCAGUUCAUUCCCCCUUGCAUCUUUGUCCAAGCGGUGCUGUGUGGUUCCCCUGGAGGUGGUCUGGUCAUGCUCGCUUUCUGUUCCUUGCCUUGGUUUUGCUGGUCAUUUUGGUUUUCCUUGGUGUGGUUUUUUUUGUUUGUUUGUUUUCUUUUACUUUUGUUGGUUUCACCUUUUCCUGGUCACAGUGGAAUUCAAUGCAUUUUCCCGUCUGAAAGCAACCUGUGAGUUUUGUCAUAGUGGCAUCAAGGCCACAGCUCACACUAGAUAGCAAUAUGCAAACUGGAUUUAACUAACCUUUUGCUGUAGAGAGAAUUUACUGUGUUGGGAGAAAAACCAACAUGCUAAUAAAGAUGAUAAGAACCUGC
Messenger RNA from Calypte anna (Anna's hummingbird), 3681 nucleotides. It is a transcript of the gene NDRG4, whose product is annotated as NDRG family member 4. Gene Ontology annotation, cellular component: cytoplasm. Gene Ontology annotation, biological process: positive regulation of ERK1 and ERK2 cascade; brain development; signal transduction. The transcript has 16 exons. Lineage: Eukaryota; Metazoa; Chordata; Aves; Apodiformes; Trochilidae. The record is from RefSeq and is a predicted model, not a curated record. The coding region runs from base 323 to 1486 and encodes 387 amino acids.